AUGCGGUUAACACGUCCCGUCCGGAGUCGCAGCUAUGGUCAACUGCGAAUUUUUGACGAGAUUCGCGUUGUUGAGCUAGACUCAUUCGGCCAACGUUCAUUAACCGUCGACGGAAAUGGGGAUACUCGGGAUAGCAAUGGGUAUAAGGACAGUGAGACGGUUACAUUCUCUCACCAGAGCCUGGAUAAGGUUCUAUCAAACAUGGUCAUUGUUGUCCCCUGCAUGAACGAGAAUCUUGAUAUUAUUCGAAACGUCAUUGAAGCCAUCCCGGCUUCCUGUGCGGUUAUUCUGGUCAGCAACUCUCCGCGGAACGAGUAUUUGUUGCAGGUGGACAUGCUGAAGAAAAGUUUCAGCAGAACAAGGCGACUAAUGGUCUCAAUCCAUCAAAAAGACGCUGCAGCAGCAACUGCUUUCGCAGCUUCUGGUAUGAAGGAGCUGUUGGAUCCGGUAGACGGCACCAUUCGCGAUGGCAAAGGGGAGGGUAUGCUUCUGGCUAUUGCUGUUGCGGCCAGCUUCUUCCCAAAACACCGCUACGUCGGCUUCGUCGAUGCUGACAACUUUAAUCCGGGAUCUGUGAGUGAAUACUGCCGAGCCUAUGCCGCCGGCUUUGCUAUGUCAGCGGACCCUGAAGUUGAGCAUUCCAUGGUCCGCUUGCGCUGGGCGUCAAAGCCAAAAUUUCGCAACGGCGAGUUCGAGUUCGUCUCGGAAGGAAGGUGUUCAAGAGUUGUCAAUCGAUGGUUGAACAAGUUGUUCAACCCAGGAGCAGAGCAGUACUUCAGCGAACAAAGCAGACGAUUAUCAUCAGCUGUAUCACUGACAAAUGAUGCAUCUCAUGGAGACGACCUCAAGCCGUUCGUGUCGACAGGAAAUGCGGGGGAACAUGCCAUGACCAUGGAGUUGGCCUUGAAGUUGAGAUUUGCCGCCGGCUAUGCCAUCGAGCCAUUCCACUAUGUGGAUUUGCUUGAGCGCGCUUGUUUCAUGCUGAGACAAGGGAUAAAGGAGUCGUCUAACAGUGUCAAGCGGCUCAGUCUCAAUGGAAUAACCAGGUCGGCGGUGCUUCCUCACGCCCAGCCGCUGAAGAAGCCUGUGAAAAUCCUACAGAUCCGCACUCUCAACCCUCAUUUCCAUCGCUCCUCCGGCCAAGAGCAUAUUAGACGCAUGUGGGCUGCUGGACUCGGCGCUAUUUAUCACAAUUUAGCGCCCUACUCUCAAAUUUCUGGCGUGGAAACGGCCAACAUCUGUCAAUUCCGGCAGGAUAUGCAUGCGUUUGCGGUCGAGCACGGCGGCAUAAGUGAAGAAACAGGUGAACUACCCCGCCCAACGGUCUAUCCGGCCCUUGAACAGGCCAACUUGGAGUUAUUCCGGGAAGUAAUGAAACAAAAGAGCGAGUUGAUGAUAUGGGUGCGGCCGGUCUGA
Thermochaetoides thermophila DSM 1495 is the source of this 1416-nucleotide messenger RNA. RefSeq lists its product as uncharacterized. Gene Ontology annotation, biological process: mannosylglycerate biosynthetic process. Lineage: Eukaryota; Fungi; Ascomycota; Sordariomycetes; Sordariales; Chaetomiaceae. The transcript has a single exon. Bases 1 to 1416 code for a protein of 471 amino acids. The record is from RefSeq and is a predicted model, not a curated record. Gene Ontology annotation, cellular component: cytoplasm. Gene Ontology annotation, molecular function: mannosyl-3-phosphoglycerate synthase activity.